AUAUGUCUGUAUAUUUCAGUAUGGUUCAGGGCCGCACAAGUACUGGAGUCUGUUGGUGCACUUGGUCUUCUCAUCUCCGGAAUUAUAUCAUUGGUUAUGGUAUGCUCACAACAUGAAAAAUCACUAAAGGCAAUGAAUAUCGUCAUACUGAUGGGAUCAGGAGUCUGCAUUAUAGUUGGAGUUAUUGUAUUCGCUGUAGAGCUGUUCAAUGCUUUUGACGAGAUAUUUGCUAAUGUGGAUGUAGCCAGUGUUGCAGACGAUAAACUUGGUUACUCAUUUUUCCUCUGUGCUGUGGCUGGCGGAUUAUGCCUGUUCGUAUGUGUUCCACUCUUCAUAAUGGACUAUCGUGCAGCGGCAACACAAACGACACAACAACUGCCCGUGCAGUACUCAAGACAAGAAAGAUCUGUUGUCACUUCAAUAGACCAGCCAAUGCAACCUUUACCGGUACAGUACUCAAACCAAAGUCGGGUUAUUGUCACUUCAACAAACCAACCGGCACAACCAGUGCCUGUGCAUUACUCGAAUCAAGUAAUACAAACUAGAAAUUAUCAGCCCCAUGGAAACAUGCCAACUUACGCACAGGACCGUCCUGUGUACUAUGUGACACGACAUCCUUCAUUCGAACGAAUGCCAAGUCAUGGGGUCUGGUAAGACUAUAGCAAGCAGAGAACGCCACGGCAUAAUAAAAUACAAGUACGACCUAUUUCAGGCAUAAAACAUAAUUUGUAUAGCGUUUAUAGAAGGCGACGCUUCGACACGACUAAAUUACUGUGCUAUAACUAAACGCCGCAACAAGUAUGGUCUUGAUAUAAAAAGGCCGGAGAUAUUUUUAGAUUUUGUCUGAAUACUUGAAAAUUAACACCUUUGUAUGAAUUUUAUAAUAAAAUACAUUUGUUUCGUUUAUAAUAUAAAUGUAAAACAACGAAUUUAAGAACAA
Molecule: messenger RNA, 940 nt
Organism: Mercenaria mercenaria
Lineage: Eukaryota; Metazoa; Mollusca; Bivalvia; Venerida; Veneridae
Exons: 2
Coding region: 97-654 (185 amino acids)
Source: RefSeq, a predicted model, not a curated record